Messenger RNA from Frieseomelitta varia, 1737 nucleotides. RefSeq lists its product as uncharacterized. The record is from RefSeq and is a predicted model, not a curated record. The transcript has 6 exons. Lineage: Eukaryota; Metazoa; Arthropoda; Insecta; Hymenoptera; Apidae. Bases 486 to 1598 code for a protein of 370 amino acids.
AAUGAAAAGUAUAUAUAUCUUAAGCACUCUUUGAAACAUUUUGGACAUUAAAUUUGAAAUGGUAACAUUUAUGAAGUUGAUUGUUAUAAAUCUUAGUGGGAAUAAAUUCGACAACAAUGAUAAAAUUUAGAUAUAAUUUAGUUAGGGACUUUCUGUAGUUUUAUGAUAAUUGAUGUUAAACAUUUGAUUUAUGAUGAUAAAUGAAGUGAAACAAUUACAGUGAAACAGAUUUGUACAGUAAUAUGUGUUUAAUCCUCAAAUCUAUUUAAAUUCCUUUUUGUUAUUAAUAUUUUUAUUAAUAUUGUUAGUAAUUCUAUGAUAUUUUUGGAAAAUAAAGUAUCUUGUUUGUGUAUGUUGAGUUUAUUGUAACUAACUUGGCUUGUAAUAACUAUAUUGUUAUAGUUAGUUUAACAAUGUUCUGAUAGAGAGCGUAGCUUUGUACUUAAACCAAAUGUAGACUUGCAGAUCUGGUAUUUUAUUUUGUAAUGGACAUUAUAUGUAAACUGCACAAUGUAUUGCAUACUUCGGUUUCGAUAAAUGUUACUCGUUGUUUAUUAUUUUUAUUUCAUGUUCUUGAAAGAAUGGCCAAUUUAGAGGUAUAUAAAGAACAAUUGCAAAAGAUUCGUCAAUAUGCACGGGAAAAUGGUAUCACGGAAAAUGAAAUUGAUAAAGCUUUACAGAAUUCCUUUCGUAUUCUUGAAAAGAAAGAGAAGAAAGUUAAUCUUUGUUUUAUUGUAAAAAGUAUGUUCGUAAUAUUAUUUAUAAUAAUUGUAUGCUUUAUAUCCUUUGACAAAAAGUUUUUGGUAGUGAUGUUAAUGAGGAAUUUGCAGAAUUCCAUCUAUCCAGGCUUAAAAUUAAUUAGAAAAAUAGCUAUACCGGUAAUUCAACAUUAUCCUUCUUUAUCUGAAUUAUAUGACGAAUGGUGCAUAUUAGAAAAUCCAUAUUUUUAUGUAAAUGAUAUGGAUUGUUGGCCCUGUAGCGUUGUACAUUUUAUACCUGAUUUAACUGGCCAUCAUAUAUCUAGAUCAUUUAAUGUUGGAAUUCCUUAUAUAAAAACAGAAAAUUUUUCGGAUGUUCGUAUGAAAGAUAUACAAGAAUUAUUGUGGCAAAAUUCAGAAGUAUUUAAAACAGAUGCUAUGAAAGUAUUUUCUAACAAUAAAACUUACAGAAACAUUCAAGAUGUUAUGGAAAAAAACAUGGAUUUAAAUCUUUCCAAAAAUUUAUACAAUCAUGUUACAUGGAGAAUUAAUCGCAUAACAGCAGGAAGAAUUUUAAGAAAAUUAUUCCCAAAACCCACUGAUACACCAAAUUGGUGGGAACAAAGUACAGAAAAAUUUAUUUUUUUUGAUGAACCAAAAUCACCACCUUACUCUUUACCAAAUCCUGAAUGUAGUAAUAUAAUGAUAAGAUGUACAACUGGUACAAGGUUGAUAAAAAUGAUAGCAAGCUCAGAAUGUAGUGCAUCUUGUGAAUCCUUUACAGUGUUAUUAUCUGCUGGAAAAACUCUAUGGUAUAACUGGUGGUAUUGGCGACCAGUCAGCUUUCCAGCUUUAAAUUCAACUACUAUUACCAUUAGUUACAUGACUUCAUUCUGUUGAAUUACUUUUUGAGGCACUAAUGGUAAUAUAGCACAUAUACAUAAUACUAUAAUACUAUUCCAUGACCAUGCGUCAGUAGAUGAUGUUAAAUUUUGCAAUGUUUUACCUGCUUGAAUGGCAAUAAAAGAUGGUGGAGCAA